AUGAGAUCUGCUGCCCAUAAAGUUUUUGCCAAAAAGAAACCACAGCCCCAGGAAAGUGCUCCAGCUCAGCCAUUUGAGGCCCAACAUCAAAUAAAUCAGCAAUACCUUAUGAACGUGCCUCAGCAGAGCCAGCAAAUGUAUAAUGUUCCAUAUGGGAAUGCGUAUCCAAUGCAACCUCCUCAAUUUAACAAUGUUCCUUUUUCUGCUCCCCAAAAGAAGGCACCAGCAUUUUUUCAGCCUAGCCAAGCUGCCAAUCAACCUAACUAUGCACCUUCUUUUGGAUCUCCCUCACCUCAGCGUCUAAUGAAUUUGCCUCCGCCUCCUCCGCCUCCUAUGCCUCAUAUGAUGAAUGCGCCUCAAUCAAAUGUUUCUGAUGAUAUGCUAUUCUCAUUCAGCAAGCCUAAAGAGGUUCCUGCUCAGCCUGCAAAUGUAGGAGCUUUGCAGCCAGAAUCAUUAAGCCCUGGGUUCGGUUUCAAUGCAAGCUUAAAAGGGAAAAAAGUUAAAUUAGUCAAAAGCAGUCCUAGUGAAGAAGUUAAAAUUGGAGAAGUGAAACCAGCACCAGUCAAAAUUAACCCUUUUAAUCCACCUAAAAUAAUUCCUAUGCCUCCUCCACUACCGCUUCCUCAGAAAGAUCAAAAUCCUUAUUUUUAGGUUAGAUUUUAGCAUAUUGCUCUUUCUUCAGCAGGAUAUAUUGACUGAUCCCACGCUUUAACUGCCAAGUGGUGAUAAAGCAGCCAAUUUGUCCUAUAAGUAUUCCACGAGCCCCCAAAAGAGGUCGAAAGUCUUCACAGGUAACAUUUGAACCCACCUGAACCUUGCUCCAGCGCUUAUUCCGCCUAAGAGUAGCCCUCCUCAAGUAAUUUAGGUAGUAAAAUUCAUAUAUCUCCUUUCUCUUGGGCCGACGAAUUAACCUGUACGGUAAUUUCAUAUUGGCAUUGUGUAUAAAUGCCUGCGUAGAAAGCUGAACCCUAUAAGAAUAAAUAUUGCGGAGGAGGGAUACUUCUUGAAGAGAAUUUAUUCUCUAGGUAGCCAUUUUAUUAUUAUGGAAGUUCAAAAAACCAAUUCCAAUUCAAAAUAUUAUACCCCCUCCUCCUCCAGCAUUUAUCCAAUUACCAAGGAUACCUCAGGUGAUGCCUCCAAUGAUACCACAGCCAAUGUUUAGCGCUCCUCCUCGAUUUCCACCAUUUCCAGGAAUUCCUCAACAACCUCCAGAUCUUGAUGCAAAUGUUACUGAAAUUUGUAUGGACGAACUUGCUAAACAAAAUGCUUUUGCAACUGGUGACCCUGUGUUCUGUGAAGGAUGCCACGCAGUAUUUAAUUUUUUCAGCAAAUUGACACCAAUUCCUGACAAAGAAGAACAAAAAUGGACCUGCGAAUUUUGCAAUUUCGAUAAUAUAGUCCAUUUAGAGCCUGAAGAAAUUCCUACCCAAAGCAAACUUAACUACCUUGUCGAGUCAUCACAACAAGUGGCAGCUCAACUGCAAGGCCCAGACGACAAUUCCACUAUCAUAUUUUGUAUUGAUAUUUCUGGCUCCAUGUGUGUGACGCAGCCAGUUUCAGGUAAUAUUUUACUGAAAACUAACAAGCUUAAAGACUUGCAAAAUCAAUUUAGAAUGGACAUUGAAGGCCCUCAAUAUAUGCCUAGUGAACAAAGAAACAUUACUUAUGUGUCAAGGCUUGAAUGUUUACAAGCUGCUAUUGAUUCUCAGCUCACUGAAAUGCAAAGAGGAACUCCUAAUCGGCAUGUCGGAGUUGUCACAUUUAAUAAUGAAGUUACUAUUAUUGGAGAUGGAAGCCAAACUGUUGCUAUUACGGGAGAUAGGCUUAAUAAUUUUGAUGGGCUACUAAAUUUGGUUGAACGCAAACAUAAUGAAUAUUUGGGACAUACGAUCAAUGAAACAAAAGAACAGCUGAGUGGCAAAGUUUUAGGCUUGGAGGAAGGUGGAGCCACUGCUCUAGGCCCUGCACUUUUGGUUUCUGUAGGACUUGCUUCACAAGGUGGGCCAGGGUCCAAAGUUAUAAUAUGCACAGAUGGAAUUGCUAAUGUAGGGAUUGGGUCUUUUGAAAAUUUGCAAGAUUUGUCACAAGCAAAUUCUUAUUACAAUAGAGUUUCUACAAUUGCAAAGGAAAAAUUUUAAAAUUAAACGGUUAAUCUGACCAUAAGAGGCAACCCAUUCAUCUCUGCUCAAAAAGAGUAGCCUCCAUAGGCCUUAAAGUUCAAAUAAAGAAAUGGAAGGCCAAAAUCUUGAAUUUCCCUUGGACAGAGCCACCAUCCGAAGAGUGCCUGCUUAUCCCGACAAGUAAGGACCAUAUGGCAGGCAAAACCUGCCUAGCCCAUUUGGCGGGGACAGGAAAGCCUUUGGGAGAGAAACAAAACUUUCCUCUUCAUCAAGUCAUCCACAAGUCUAGAAGCGUACUUAAAAGGGACAGACACCCUGCUUUCAGCUUCAUCAUAAGGACAGCACCUCGGAGUCUAAUUCCGUCAACACCAUCAUUUUAUCUCUUUUAAAGGAAAAAGGUGUAAGUGUUUCUGUUAUCUCUAUAGCCAGUGAAGACUGUAGACUAGCAAGUUUGGCUGAAGUUGUAGAAGAAACAGGGGGAGAGCUUACUAAAGUUGACCCUGAAGACGUCUCUGCCGAUUUCGCAAAUAUUUUGGCUCAGCAGAUCUUGGCGACAAACGUGGUAGUAACUGUGAAUCUCCACAAAGCUUUGUCAUUCAAAAACCAAGAUCCAGCCCUUAUUCAGCCAGGCGGGACCAGACUAAUCAAAAAAUUUGGAAACGUUACUGAAGAUACCAUGUUUACCUUUGAAUAUAAUGUCAACAACACAGAAAAUCUAGAAAAAGUCCCAUUCCAAGUUACUAUUGAACAUAGGAAAAUGAAUGGCAUGAAAUGUGUGCUUGUUGAUACCCAAAUUUUUGAAGUGAGUGAUGAUCAAGAAGAAAUUAUGCAAAACGCUAACUUUGAAGUCCUGGCUAGAAAUUGCAAAUUACAAUCGGCAAGCUUGGCACGACAAGGAGAAUAUGGUCAAGCAGUGCAAAAUAUCAAUAAUUGGAACCAAUAUAUGUUUUCAAAUCAAAGAAAUAUGGAGCAAAUGGCUCAGAUAAAUGAGAUGAAUGAAGAUAUCAUUCCUUCUUAUCAAGUUAUGCUUGCUGAACAGCAUAAUCCAGCUCCAGGAAAAUCUCUACAAUCAGAUAAAGCAACCAUAGCAAGCCAUCAAUUGAACAAGAAGAAGAUGACGAAACCUCAAAAAAAAAAUUAA
Molecule: messenger RNA, 3261 nt
Organism: Blepharisma stoltei
Lineage: Eukaryota; Ciliophora; Heterotrichea; Heterotrichida; Blepharismidae
Source: the annotation of a GenBank genome assembly